AUGGUACUUUCCAUGAUGUUGGUGUCAGUGCUGCUUCCUCCAGAUGAGUGCAAGGCUGCUGUUGCUCCGUGUUCCAUCAGUGACCCUCUUCCUAUUCUUCACAAAUAUUUCAAGUCUGGAGAUGUUGUUAUUGCUGGCAUUAUGUCUCAAAUCCAUAUAACUUCAAGCAUAGCCUUCAAUGAACCUCCUACACCUGAACUCUUCGAUGACAUUAUAAGAAAACAAGUAGCAAUCAGGGCCAGACCGCCUGUGACGUGGCAGGAGUUAGAUGUUCAGCACAGCGAAACAUCCAGGGUUGUGUUUCUAUAUAUCCCUACACUUUCUAUGUUUGUGAAUGUGAAUUGUUAUGCACUAUGUCGCUCUCCAUACAGACCAAUGACACAACUCUACCAGCAUAUCCUGGCUUUGGCAUUUGCUGUGAAAGAGAUAAAUGAAAAUCCCCAAAUCUUGCCCAAUAUGUCUCUGGGUUUCCACAUCUAUAACAGCCAUUUCAGUGCAAGCUGGACCUACCAAGCCUCCAUGGAACUUCUCUCUAGCCAAGAAAGACUCCUCCCCAACUACAAGUGUGAUGUUCAGGAGACUCCAAAGGCAGUCAUUGGGGGGCCACCCGCUGAUUUAUGUCUCCACAUGUCAGCCAUCCUGUCUACGUACAAGAUGCCAAGACUCCACCACUUUCUGGGAAGAGUUUCAUUUAAUAAUAGUGUUGGGGAAGAAGUUUCCUUUGACCAAAAUGGGAAAUUAGUAGCUGGAUUUGAUAUAAUAAAUUGGGUCACAUUCCCAAAUCAGUCCUUUCUGAGAGUCAAAGUUGGAACAAUGGACCCACAAGCUCCCCCAGAAAAGAGGUUAACCAUUCAUGAUGAUGGUAUCAUGUGGCCCAACUGGUUCAACCAGGCACAACCCACUUCUCUGUGUAAUGAGAAUUGUCAUGUAGGUUAUAGAAAGAACAAGAAGGAAGGAAAGCCAUUCUGCUGCUACGAUUGCCUUCCGUGUCCAGAAGGGAAGAUCUCAAACAAGGAGGACAUGGACAACUGUUUAGAAUGCCCUGGAGAUCAAUAUGCAAACAAUGAACAGGACGGCUGCCUCCCCAAAGACAAAAUAUUCUUGUCUUAUGGUGAACCGUUGGGGAUCAGUUUGGCCACGUUGGCCCUCUUCUUUUCCUUCAUCACAGCUUUGGUGCUUCAAAUAUUCACAAAGCACAGAGAUACUCCCAUAGUUAAAGCCAACAACCGCAACCUCACUUAUAUUCUCCUCCUUUUCCUCCUGCUGUCCUUCCUUUGUGCUCUGCUCUUCAUUGGCCAGCCUCAGGAAGUCACCUGCCUCCUUCGACAAACUGCUUUUGGCAUGAUCUUCUCAGUGGCAAUUUCAUGCAUAUUGGCCAAAACUGCCAUUGUGGUUCUGGCUUUCAUGGCCACCAAGCCUGGCUCCAGCAUGAGGAAGUGGCUGGGGAAACCACUGGCCAGCUCCAUUGUUCUUUCCUGCUCCCUUAUUCAAGCCACAAUCUGUAGCACAUGGCUGGCCACUUCUCCUCCUUUCCCAGACGUUGACAUGCACUCAAUGACGGAAGAAAUAAUACUAGAAUGUAAUGAAGGUUCCACUAUCAUGUUUUAUUGUGUCCUGGGAUUCAUGGGUUUGCUGGCCAUCGUCAGCUUCACGGUGGCUUUCCUAGCUAGAAAGUUGCCGGACAGUUUCAAUGAAGCCAAAUUCAUCACCUUCAGCAUGUUGGUCUUUUGCAGUGUGUGGUUGUCCUUUGUUCCAUCCUACUUGAGCACCAAGGGGAAAUAUAUGGUGGCUGUGGAGAUCUUCUCCAUCUUGGCCUCCAGUUGUGGGUUACUGGGCUGCAUCUUUACCCCCAAAUGCUAUGUUAUUUUACUGAGGCCUGAGCUGAACAGCAGGGAGCAGCUAAUAAGGAGACAGUUUUAA
Molecule: messenger RNA, 1920 nt
Organism: Podarcis raffonei (Aeolian wall lizard)
Lineage: Eukaryota; Metazoa; Chordata; Lepidosauria; Squamata; Lacertidae
Product: vomeronasal type-2 receptor 26-like
Exons: 5
Coding region: 1-1920 (639 amino acids)
Biological process (GO): G protein-coupled receptor signaling pathway
Cellular component (GO): membrane
Molecular function (GO): G protein-coupled receptor activity
Source: RefSeq, a predicted model, not a curated record